Molecule: messenger RNA, 651 nt
Organism: Opisthocomus hoazin
Lineage: Eukaryota; Metazoa; Chordata; Aves; Opisthocomiformes; Opisthocomidae
Source: RefSeq, a predicted model, not a curated record
AUGGCGAGCACAGACCCAGAGGAGUCCAUUUUGCAACGGCAAGACCCCCCACACCCACCCAGCGCCCUUCAGGGUGUCCCGGCAGCCAGGACCCCCGCCCGGAGGGGGACCCACCGGCGACAGAUCCCACGGGAUCCCACCACCUUCCCACAGGCCCUUGCCCAAGGUCCGCCCGGACCGGUGGAGGACACCAGGAGCCCGGAGAAGCCCUGGGUGAAGCGGGAGCCAUCGGCACAGGGGAAGGACCGUCCGUACCCCUGCGGCGAGUGCGGCAAGAGCUUCGGCCGGUUGACCCACCUGAAGACCCACCAGCGAACCCACACCGGGGUGAAGCCCUACGCCUGUGGGGCUUGCGGCAAGAGCUUCGGCCACCUCUCGCGACGCCCCUACCCCUGCGCCGCCUGCGGCAAGCGCUUCAGCCAGCAGUCCAACCUCACCAUGCACCAGCGGUCGCACACCGAGGAGCGGCCCUACCCCUGCGGCACCUGCGGCAAGAGCUUCAAGUACUUGGCGGACCUGACGGUGCACGAGCGGUCACACACGGGCGAGAGACCCUUCCCCUGUCCCCACUGCGGGAAGAGCUUCAGCAACAAGUCCUCCCUCGCCCGGCACACGCGCAUCCACGCCCGGGCGGCCGCCAGGGACAAGUGA